CUGUGCGAAGCGGAGGAGGCGGGGAGAGAGGCAGGCUAGAGGCGGCAGGAAGCCGGCAGCGGCCGCGCUGAGCUCUUGCUGCAACCGCGGGAGGAGCAGCAGCCGGAGGAGCCCGGGCUGCCGCAGUCGCCGCCACCGCCGCCGCUGCCGCCGCCGCUGCGCGGGGCCGAGGGCGCCGGGCUCCCGUCCGUGCUCUGCGCCCGGCUGGCUGGGCUGCAGCGGGCCCGCCGCCGGGUAGAUGACGUGGACCAGCAGCAUGAGCAGUGGUUACAGCAGCCUGGAGGAGGACACGGAGGACUUCUUCUUCACCGCCAGGACCUCCUUCUUUCGAAGACCCCCGCAGGGCAAGCUCCGCGCCGGGCACCAAGAUGUGGAGAAAGAGAAGGAAACCCACAAUUAUCUCAGCAAAGAGGAAAUCAAAGAGAAGGUUCACAACUACAAUUUAGCUGUUACUGACAAAUUGAAGAUGACCUUGAAUUCCAAUGGGAUUUACACUGGUUUCAUCAAAGUCCAAAUGGAACUAUGCAGACCCGUCACUACAUGGACUUCUCAGAACCCUGAAAAACAUGCUUCCAACAAUAAUGGCUGCAUGAAUACUCUUCACAUCAGCAGCACCAACACCGUCCGGGAAGUUAUUGAAGCCCUGCUCAAAAAAUUCCUAGUUUCUGAAAGCCCAGCCAAGUUUGCCCUUUAUAAGCGCUGUCACAGAGAAGACCAAGUUUAUGCGUGUAAGCUCUCAGACCGAGAACAUCCCCUUUAUCUGCGUUUGGUAGCAGGGCCAAGGACGGAAACACUGAGCUUUGUUCUGCGUGAGCACGAAACAGGAGAGUGGGAAGCGUUCAGUGUCCCCGAGCUCCAGAACUUCUUGCGGAUUCUGGACAAGGAGGAAGACGAGCAGCUGCAGAACAUUAAGCGGCGCUACUCCGCUUACCGACACAAACUUGAAGAAGCCCUCCAGGAAACAUGGAAGCUGGAUUAAGCCCCAACCUCUCAGGAAUAGUGCAGGCUACUCAAACAAACAGAUACACAAAAACAAAAGAACCCACAAAGUGGAUGUGGCCCGCCGGGGCAGCGGCAGGCACUCUCUUUAUCAGGCAGGCUGGCUUCCAGUCUGGCCACGACAGGGUACCUCUCCCCCAUUUCUUGGCUCUGUUCCCCUUCAGCAUCCGGCCCCCAGAUACUGUUGAAGGGACCCCACAGGCUCUCCAUGUUCUGCCAUUGCAGAAUCCUCUGUGGGCUGGCUGGGAACCGGAGACAGGCAGCUAUCAGGACUCUAGGAUGCUCUGAAGGAUGAAGGAUAGAGUGUGUUACUCCUUCCACCCCCACCCCCAACCCCCCAAUUUAUGGCUUUUAGCCCCAAGAAUCUACAGCUUGUUUUUAUUUUUGUUUUUUUAAGGCUGAAAGAAGAAUCCAAUCUGAAGAGGUUGAAGCGUUGAGCUCUACUGUUCUUCCUUUUGUUAAACAGUCUAUAAUGUUGCAUGAAAACAGCCAGGGAUGAUGGAAGGCUUAAGGAAGUGAGGAAUUUUGGAAGGCUUUUGGAUGGAGCAGACCUAAGGAAAGAAAAGAGUAAGUCAGAAAAGUCAAGAGCAGGGGAAGACUGAUGGGAGCCAAUGUGUUGGCCAAUGGCGGAAUUGUGAAUUAUUGGGCUGUUAUAGAUAAGAAGGAAAUGGAAUUUUCUUGUAACUUGCUUUUAAAAACAGUACAGUUUUAGGGUGUAAGAUGUUAUAGGUAUAAGAUGACUUGACUUCUUUGGGGAAAGGGAGAUUUGAGAGAGCAGCUAAUGUGAGGGAGCCAAAAUAGAGCCAGGGAACUCCUGAGGUUGCCACGUUUCUUCUUAUAAAGCUGGUUUUUGGUGAAGCAGAGCAGUGGUGUGGAAUGGUAGGUCUAUGAGGAAAUAGAAAUAAGAGACCUAACCUGACCAGCUCCCAAGGGAUUGGCCAGACCUAAUGGUGUCCUCUUAGCAUUUUAGAGACCAAGGAGUCCUAUAUUGCCCUUGUGUGGCUUUUUUAGGUGAAGUUGUUUCUCAGGCAGAUCUCUCUUUGUCCUUAGCAGAAAAUGAGCUAUUUCACCUGGCUUCUCAGGAAAGAAAUAGGUCAGAAGGAGCCUCUGAUCCUUAUUUUCUAGGCUUAUGAAGCCAAAAUCUUUUAUUUAAACCCUUGGAGCAUUCACACUCACUUUUCUUCCUCCCUCAUUUUCUUCCUUUUCUUCUCCUUUUUGGAGUCUGUGAUGUUCCAGCACUGGACCAGGAUGUGUAAAGUUGCCAAGACCUCCCUUCCCACCCAAGACCUCUUGGUCCCUGGCAUAAUCAAAGCACGUAAGGGAGAAGGGGGGGGGGUUAGGGGGGAAGUCUGUAUUUGACUGCUAACAGAAACUGGUAUUCUUACCAAGAUAUUUAUUUAAACAAGCUUGUUCCAACCAACCAAAGAGAUGGAUGGGUGUGCAAUAGAAGCCUUCCUUAUUUGGGUUCUUGAGUUGUCGGAACAUAUAUGAUUUGUUCCUGUGGAAACAGGGGAAAAAUAAAAUUUGCUUAAGUUCAGGAGAGCCUGUGCCACCCAUUUUUACUCUAGACAUUGAUUAUAAAUUCCCAAGGAAUUGUUAACACUGUAGUGACACCUAAUGGCUUCUUUGCGAAACUCCAAGGUGGUUCGGUCCUGUGCCUUUUAAUCUGCAAACUGUGCCUUUUUGUGGCUUCCUCUUCUCAUUUCCAGAUUUGGGGGCUGACUUGAUGAAGAACAAUCAUUUUGUCCCGACCAUUCGUCGGUUACCUCCCCAAGUUCCUGAGACAAUCGUAUCUUCUGAAACUGUUAAGGGAGAGUUUUUUCAGAGUAGAACUUGAUAUAAAAAUAUACUCAAUAUUAAAAAAAAGACACUCCUUGUCUUUUUAGUUUGCAUGAACCUGUGUAGUGCAUGUUUGAGGUCUUAAGUGCCAUUAUCAUCAGACACUUUACUGUUCAGGGAAUGCUGUUAUUUUUCUUUUUAUCCUUCAAACCAAUCCUGGGUUUGAAUAUUCUCUUAGCAACCACCACCUGAAGUUUGACUACCCUGUCCCAGUUUGAUGAGGAGUUUCUAUUGCUGCAGCUUUGACUUUUCAUAUCUGAAUGCUCUUAGGAUCUAACAGUGGGUAUCUGUGAAUUCUUUUUUACUUGAAGUAGAUCGUCUGUAAAAUAGGCAUCCCCAUUUCAUAUUAUCCAGAAACCUCAGUCGUCUUCUUCUAUGCACUAUAAGUCAUGAUUUGGAAAGCUUCGUGUGCCGAAAUUUGCAGAAGUUUCUAAAAAGACUGAUUUUCGCUGUGGCCCCUGGUCCCUGUCCCCUUCCAACACUGGUUACUUAACUGCAGCAGCUUUUAAAUGUUUAAAGAAAAAGAGAGAAAUUUUUUUUUUGUCAGAUCUAGCCAAAGAAAUGUUCUGAGUUUAUUUUUUACAAAUGACUGUGUUAAAUGACCUAAGCUUUGCUGAAGUGUUAUUGAUAUUCAGUUUGUGAUGGUACAGGAAAGAGUUAAAAUACGGUGGUGGUAAUGCAGGGAAGCAUUUUAAAUUGUAAAAGUAAAAACAUUUUUUAAAGUUAUGCUAUUUAUAAUUUUGACAAGUUUAAUUUUAUUUUUAUAGGGAGAAUGCUUUUCCCUUAAAAUUGUUUCUGAAAUGGCAAAUUGUGGUUCCAUUUAUUAAAAGUUGCAAUUGUUGUA
This is a messenger RNA of Monodelphis domestica (gray short-tailed opossum), 3682 nucleotides long. It is a transcript of the gene RASSF3, whose product is annotated as Ras association domain family member 3. NCBI's taxonomy places the organism in Eukaryota, Metazoa, Chordata, Mammalia, Didelphimorphia, Didelphidae. Gene Ontology annotation, cellular component: cytoplasm. Gene Ontology annotation, biological process: signal transduction. The record is from RefSeq and is a predicted model, not a curated record.